CCAUGAUUAACCAAACCAUGAUACAAGCAUUUGGUUCUGUUGAGGACUGGUCUAGUCUGUUACGUGAGAGCUCGAAGCACCAAUAACGCCCAGCGACUAAGUCGGUCUCUCAGUCUGCUAACAUCAAGCGAUGUAGACCCCGCGACAAUAUACCAUGCGGGCAUUUCACCAGGCGGCUGCUGGCGCAUCUAAAGAUGCUGUUGCCCCGCAAAUACAUACCAUAUAGACAGCUCUCGGGACCGUCAACCGGGAUAACCCCACACAUGAGCACGACAUUGAUAAGGUCAAAUGCGACAUUACCUAGUAGUUAUUGCGAUUCUAUGCGACUCGCCAUUGGUUGCCACUCGCGCUGCCUCGCUGCCAGUAGUGUCUUCGGUGUUCGAUACCCAGCAGCCGAUCCGUGGCCGGGUCCGGGUAUGGCGACAUCAAGUCGACCCAUGGCGAUGGCGGGCAAUAAGAAAUCCAGGCCAUGUACUUGCUGAAUUUUAAAACUGUCCCAUG
This is a messenger RNA of Truncatella angustata, 501 nucleotides long. RefSeq lists its product as uncharacterized. The transcript has a single exon. The coding region runs from base 195 to 482 and encodes 95 amino acids. NCBI's taxonomy places the organism in Eukaryota, Fungi, Ascomycota, Sordariomycetes, Amphisphaeriales, Sporocadaceae. The record is from RefSeq and is a predicted model, not a curated record.